Molecule: messenger RNA, 1679 nt
Organism: Mastomys coucha (southern multimammate mouse)
Lineage: Eukaryota; Metazoa; Chordata; Mammalia; Rodentia; Muridae
Gene: Decr2
Product: 2,4-dienoyl-CoA reductase 2
Exons: 9
Coding region: 250-1128 (292 amino acids)
Biological process (GO): fatty acid catabolic process
Molecular function (GO): 2,4-dienoyl-CoA reductase (NADPH) activity
Source: RefSeq, a predicted model, not a curated record
GGUUGAGUAGGAAGAGCUGGAAGCUGGGAAUCGCGGGAGGAUGUGUGAUCCGAAGGCGUGAGGGGCCGAGGCACCUCCUUGGAGGUGGGGCGUCCCUGUCCCUUGAGUCUGGUGGGAGGGGUUGUGUAGGGGCAGAACUUUGGUCCUGGGUCUUUCUGGGCGGAGCGAGCCGUCUGCAGAACGUUGUGUUUCUCGUUCAGAGGUUCUCAGUUCUACUGUCCUUGCUAUCCCAGACUGCACACAGCAGUCAUGGCCCAGCAGCCGCCCGACGUUGAGGGGGAUGAUUGUCUUUCUGAAUACCACCAUCUCUUCUGCCCGGAUCUUCUCCAGGACAAAGUGGCCUUUGUUACAGGUGGUGGUUCUGGGAUUGGCUUUCGGAUCGCCGAGAUUUUCAUGAGGCAUGGCUGCCACACUGUCAUCGUCAGCAGGAGUCUGCAGAGAGUGACCACGGCUGCUAAGAAGUUGGUUGCUGCCACCGGAAAGCGGUGCCUUCCUCUGUCUAUGGAUGUCCGAGUUCCCCCAGCUGUCAUGGCUGCUGUGGACCAAGCGCUGAAAGAAUUUGGGAAAAUCGACAUCCUCAUUAACUGUGCAGCUGGAAACUUCCUUUGCCCUGCCAGCGCUUUGUCUUUCAAUGCCUUUAAGACUGUGAUCGACAUUGACACCAUCGGCACCUUCAAUGUGUCUCGUGUGCUUUACGAGAAGUUCUUCCGGGAUCAUGGAGGAGUGAUUGUGAACAUUACUGCCACCCUCAGUAUGCGGGGGCAGGUGCUGCAGCUACAUGCAGGUGCUGCCAAGGCAGCUGUGGAUGCUAUGACACGACACAUGGCUGUGGAGUGGGGUCCCCAGAAUAUCCGUGUCAACAGCCUGGCUCCUGGUGCCAUCAGUGGCACUGAGGGGUUGCGGCGAUUAGGGGGCCCCAACGCCAGUUCAACAUUAAAGCAUCUUUCAAACCCUAUUCCGAGACUUGGAACCAAGACAGAGAUCGCCCACAGUGUGCUGUACCUGGCCAGCCCUCUGGCUUCCUAUGUCUCAGGGAUUGUGCUGGUGGUCGAUGGCGGCAGCUGGAUGACAUUCCCAAAUGACAUCAAGCGGCUGCUAGAGUUUGAGUCUUCCUCUGCUAAGCUGUAGGGGAGUCUCAUGGAUAUCCACCAUCUUUUUUAAAAUAGCAUCUCAUGUAUACUAUGUAGCUGGAGAUGACUUUACAAAAGAGCCGCCCUGCCAAUUUUUGCAGUGUUUGAAGAUCACACCCAAGGCUUCAAGCAUGUUGAAUCAGCAGAAUCAACUGAACAACAUCCUCUGCCCUAGGAGACAUCUUCUGAUACAUAAACAUUGUACUCAAGACAGUUAUGUUGAGAAGGCGGUGUUCUUGGUGGGGAAUGCCUCCUGCCUCACACAGGUCUAUAAUGUUGAAUCUGAUUUGGAAAUCCGAGCCCACUUGCCCUGCCUCUGAGAUCAAGCUGUUUCCAAGUUCUGCCUCUCCUUUGCCCACAUCCUGAGUAGGAAUAACUAGAUCAUGAGCUUUGCUUACAGUAUCUAAAGAGUUCCUGUGAUUUUACCAGGAAAAAAAAUGCAUUUUCUUUUAAAAAUCAUCUUUUUUACUAUAAAAAUAUCUAUGAGUUGGAAUUUGUAAAAGUUUCUAGAAAGAAAAUUUAAAAGAUUGACUGAUUCUAUCACUGAAA